UAACCGGCAGCGUUGGGUAACCUGCGGCUGGGGUGGGGAUUGAGUGGUGAAUUGAUGCGAUCCCCUAUUGACAGGGGUUGUUAAGCCGGAGUGAGUCGGGAACUGUGGAGACUGGGGUUGCUAAGCCGGAUCAUGGCCUGUUUUGAAGAAAUAGGGAAGAUGUCCUCUCAGCAUCCGAAACCUGUCGGUCUGGUUCUUGAGUAUGGUACUGCAGGAUUCAGAGCAAAGGCAGAACAACUCGAUCAUGUGAUGUACCGCAUGGGCCUUCUGGCGGCACUGAGGUCAAAGAAAACUACACUCACCAUUGGAGUAAUGGUCACAGCCUCCCAUAAUCCAGAGGAAGACAAUGGGGUGAAAUUGGUUGAUCCACUAGGAGAGAUGCUUGCAUCAGCGUGGGAAGCCCAUGCCACUCAGUUAGCAAAUGCAGAAGACCAGGAUCUAAAAUCUGUUUUAACCAAUAUUGUUGAGAAGGAAUCUAUAAAUCUGCAGGAAGAGGCUCGGAUAUUUCUUGGCAGAGACACACGACCCAGUAGCCUAAAGCUUUCCCAGGCUGUUAUUGAUGGUGUGUGUGUCUUAGGAGGAACUUACCAAGACUAUGGUCUUGUCAGCACACCUCAGCUGCACUAUAUGGUUUGUUGCGGGAAUACCAUGGAGCAGUAUGGAAUUGCAACAGUUGAAGGAUAUUACCAGAAACUUUCUCGUGCAUUUAUUGCCUUGAUGAAGCAGGUAAACUGUCAUCCAGAAGAAAUGAGAACGUUGAAUGUAGAUGGGGCAAAUGGUAUAGGUUCACUGAAACUCAAGGAGUUAGAGCCUUACCUUGAGGAAAAACUGAAAAUAAAGUUAUGUAAUGAUGGGACAACCGGUAAACUCAACCACCUCUGUGGAGCCGAUUUUGUAAAAGUUCAACAAAAGCCACCUCAAGGCUUGGAUAUGAAGGCAAACGAACGCUGUUGCUCAUUUGAUGGUGAUGCAGACAGAAUUGUAUACUACUAUACUGAUGAAUCCAAUCAUUUCCACCUUCUCGAUGGUGAUAAGAUUGCAACGUUAAUUACUACAUUUUUAAAAGAGCUUCUUGCCAAGGCAGAUUUAGACCUUCAGAUAGCAGUGGUACAGACUGCCUAUGCAAAUGGGAGCUCAACGAGAUACAUUGAAGAAGUUAUGAAGGUUCCUGUACACUGUGUGAAUACAGGUGUGAAAUUUUUGCAUCAUAAAGCACAGGAAUUUGACAUUGGUGUUUACUUUGAAGCAAAUGGCCACGGCACUGUCCUCUUCAGUAAGACAGCUGAGAACAAAAUCAGACAGAUGGCCCAAGAGAAAAGCCAAAACAAUGCAGCUAAAAUGCUUGAAAAUACCAUGGACCUAAUUAACCAGACAGUUGGUGAUGCCAUAUCAGACCUGUUGAUAAUAGAGGCCAUCCUGUCCAUCAAAGGUUUAACGAUUCUGCAGUGGGAUUGCAUUUAUACUGACCUUCCUAACAGACAAUUGAAAGUAAAGGUAUUGGAUCGACAAAUGAUUACCACCGUGGAUGCUGGAAGAAGAGCAUUGUCGCCUCCAGGGCUGCAGCAAAACAUCAAUGCUCUGAUGAAAUGCAAUCUGUCGCGAGCCUUUGUGCGGCCAUCAGGUACAGAGGACGUGGUCAGAGUAUAUGCUGAAGCUGAUACUCAGGCAAAUGCAGACACUUUGGCGUAUGAAGUGAGCCUCUUGGUGUACAAAAUGGCUGGAGGAGUGGGAGAGGAACCCAAAUUGCCGCAUUAAGAGAAAGCUAUGAAGUGGUUUUGUAUUGCACGGUCCAGUGCAACUCUAUAUUAACACUACAUCUAGGUACUGGUGGUGGUUCAUAAGAAUUCCUGAUACCUUUCAAAACUAAAUUUGCAGAUUCUGUUUAUUACAGAAUAAUAUUAGAGCUCUCAUUUAAAAAAAAAAUCCUAAUUACAAAUGUCUGGAUGUAAAAAUACAGCAAGGGAAUAAGUCUAAAAUUCACCAAGCUUCUACUUAGAGUGUACUUACAUUCUCCAAACCGGUAGCUUAAGGAUUGAGGGAAGUCAGAAUGAAAUGUGAAUAGCUACUUGAUGCUCACAAGAUAAUAUUUAAAGUUUUCUUUUAAUUAGGUGGAAGAAAGUUAUAAAAUUUGGUUUACUAUUGUAGGGAUACUAUGGCUCUCAGUGAAAGAACACACUUGUAUACCAUAUGUACAUUUUCUGAAUUCAGAAAUCACAUUAGAUUUAUUUUGAUAGUUAAACGUGUGUGUAUAUGUAGUAAAAUUGCCAUAAGGAAGGUGUUGGUGGGCAGAAGCACAAACUAAAAAUAAUUUAGUAUAUUGCAAACUAGUUACCAUGUAAACUAUUUCUGCCUUAUUUUUACUCCCUCGCUCUCAAAUGAAUGGGUUAUUAAAAAUGGACUAAAGCUGUAAGUUGGGUACUAGUUUACCUUAAUUAUAGCGUGCCUUUUCUGAAAAUAAUUGCUCUCGUUUCUGCCUCUAAAUAUUUAUUUUCUAACAAGUAGACAAACCAUUUGCAAGCUCAGAAUGAUUGCAAAGCAACUUAACAGUUAGCUAGAUGCUGGUACAAUUCAGGGUGUCAGAGUUAGGAUUUCAGUUCAAAUGUCCUUCCUGUGGAAUGAGUGGUUUUCUCCAGAUCCUCCAGUCUCCACCGACAGUCCAAAGCAGUCAUUAUAAAUUGUCCCGUGAUUAGUUUAAGGUGUUUAAUUGAGGGUUGCUGGGUAGUGUGGCUCAAAGGACCGGAAAGCCCUAUUCCACACGGUAUCGCUAAAUAAAAUAAACUUGAUGUUGCUAGAGUUCUUUAAUAAAUGUAAUCAUGCUGUGAUUAAAGUAAUUUUCCUGCCCCAUGGGAAUUUUUUUGCUCAGUUAUCAUGAAAGCUUUUGAUUUCCUUAGAUCUUGUUAUUCUAAACCUCACAAAAUCAAAACAGCUUUUGGAGUAAAUCACCAUGGAACUCAACAUUUUUUAAUAAUGUGGUUUAACUGAAUAAAGCCAUCACUUUUCCAUGGUGGCUCUCAGUUGCUGGUGUUCAUUUAGUGAAAGAUUACAAAUGAAGAUUUUAUAGUUCCUCAUCAAGCUGCUGUAAUAAAGAUUAAGUGUAAUUCUGUCUUAUUAUGUUGUUUGUAAUGAAGUUGUGUGUUCUGCAAAAAAUAAAUGUUAAUAAUUUU
Messenger RNA from Mobula hypostoma (lesser devil ray), 3164 nucleotides. It is a transcript of the gene pgm3, whose product is annotated as phosphoglucomutase 3. The transcript is spliced from 13 exons. The record is from RefSeq and is a predicted model, not a curated record. NCBI's taxonomy places the organism in Eukaryota, Metazoa, Chordata, Chondrichthyes, Myliobatiformes, Myliobatidae. Gene Ontology annotation, molecular function: phosphoacetylglucosamine mutase activity; magnesium ion binding. Gene Ontology annotation, biological process: hemopoiesis; carbohydrate metabolic process; UDP-N-acetylglucosamine biosynthetic process. Bases 133 to 1755 code for a protein of 540 amino acids.